AUGGUGGACAUGAUUGCCAAGCUGACCAGGAGGGAGAGUCGAGCCCUCCGGGCACAGGCGGACGAGCCCUCGGAGCCCGUGUAUGUGAACGUGGAGCGGCAGCCUUUGGCCACCUCGCCCCGCGCCUCAGCCCCCCGUCCCAGCUCUGUGUGGGAGACUCUCACCGACGCGGGCACCGGGCGCCCCUACUACUACAACCCAGACACGGGCGUGACCACCUGGGAGUCGCCCUUCGAGGCUGCGGAGGGCACUGCCAGCCCAACCAUCUCCCCGGCCUCUGUGGGCAGCCGCGAGAGCCUCGAGGCUGAGUGGGGCCAAUACUGGGAUGAAAACAGCCGCAGAGUGUUCUUCUACAACUCGCUGACGGGAGAGACGGCCUGGGAGGACGAGAUCCAGGACGAACAGGAGGACGAGCUGGAGAUGCAACCCGGCCUGGGCCCUGGCGCCAUGCGGGACCAGAGGCCUCCCACCCCUGAGACUGACUACCCAGAAUCACUGACCAGUUACCCGUCGGAAGACUAUUCUCCAGCGGGCUCCCUCAACGACCUGAGCCCCGCGGGUCCCUUGGCCACACCUCCUGGCUGGUCUUGUCACAUCAGCCCAGAUGGCCAGACGCUGUACACCAACCACUUCACCCAAGAACAGUGGGUGAGGCUGGAGGACCCGCAUGGGAAGCCAUACUUCUACAACCUAGAAGACACCUCUGUCCAGUGGGAGCUGCCCCAGGUCUCCUUCCCUGUCCCUCAAAAUAUCCGCAAGUCCAGUCAGGACAGUGACACUCCUGCCCAGGAUAGUCCCCCUGAGGAGAAGAUCAAGACGCUGGACAAGGCAGGCGUGCUCCAUUGCACGAAGACUGUGGACAAGGGGAAGCGGCUCCGGAAGAAGCACUGGAGUUCCUCCUGGACUGUGCUGGAAGGCGGCGUCCUGACAUUCUUCAAAGACUCUAGGAACUCAGCUGCAAGCAGCCUGAGGCAACCUUCCAAGUUCUCCACCCCAGAGUACACAGUGAAGCUGAAGGGGGCCUCUCUCGCCUGGGCUCCCAAAGACAAAUCCAGCAAGAAGAACGUACUAGAGCUGCGAAGCCAUGAUGGCUCGGAGUACCUGAUUCAACACAACUCAGAGGCCAUCAUCAGUACCUGGCAUAAGGCCAUUGCCCAGGGCAUCCAGGAGCUGGUAGACGAGCACCCUGAGGAGGAAUGUGAGAGCGGCAGUGUGGACUUCGGCUCCAGUGAGCGCCUGGGAAGCUGGCGGGACAAAGAGGACGACAUGAGGCCAGGCGCAGCCACUCCCACCUCGGGCUCGGAGAGCGACGUGAGCAAGGUCCGGCACAAGCUGCGCAAGUUCCUUAUGAGGCGGCCCACUCUGCAGUCGCUGCGCGAGAAGGGAUACAUCAAAGACCAGGUGUUCGGCUGUCCGCUGGCCGCGCUGUGUGAGCGCGAGAGGAGCUCGGUGCCGCGCUUCGUGCAGCAGUGCAUCCGCACCGUGGAGGCACGAGGGCUGGACAUUGACGGGCUGUACCGCAUCAGUGGAAACCUGGCCACCAUCCAGAAGCUACGCUACAAAGUGGACCACGAUGAGCGUCUGGACCUGGACAACGGGCGCUGGGAGGACGUGCACGUGAUCACCGGAGCCCUGAAGCUCUUCUUUCGCGAGCUCCCCGAACCCCUCUUCCCCUUCUCCCACUUCCACCAGUUCAUCGCGGCCAUCAAGCUGCAGGACCAGGCCCAGCGCAGCCACUGUGUGCGCGACCUCGUGCGCUCGCUGCCCGCCCCCAACCGUGACACCAUGAGGCUGCUCUUCCAGCACUUGUGCCGGGUGAUCGAGCACAGGGAUCAGAACCGCAUGUCCUUGAAGAGCGUGGCCAUCGUGUUCGGGCCCACACUGCUGCGGCCUGAGAAGGAGGAGACCAGCAUGCCCAUGACCAUGGUGUUACAGAACCAGGUGGUGGAGUUCAUCCUGAAGCAGUGCUCGGAAAUCUUCCGGCCACACUGA
Elephantulus edwardii (Cape elephant shrew) is the source of this 1992-nucleotide messenger RNA. RefSeq names its product Rho GTPase activating protein 27 (gene ARHGAP27). Gene Ontology annotation, biological process: signal transduction; regulation of GTPase activity. Lineage: Eukaryota; Metazoa; Chordata; Mammalia; Macroscelidea; Macroscelididae. Gene Ontology annotation, cellular component: cytoplasm. Gene Ontology annotation, molecular function: protein binding. The transcript has 16 exons. The record is from RefSeq and is a predicted model, not a curated record. The coding region runs from base 1 to 1992 and encodes 663 amino acids.